AUGAAUUUUAACACGCGAAUCGAUGUUGAAGUAAAAAAGCUAUCAAAAGAUCCAGAGGAUGAGGUUGGAAUUUACAGGAAGUUUGAUGGUAAACGAAGUUUCUAUGCAUUUAUCAGGGGACCAGACGACUCGCCCUUUGAACACGGUUAUUUUAAACUUUUCGUACAUCUUUCCCCUGAAUAUCCAUUUAAACCUCCCGUUGUCAAGUUUAUGACACCGGUGUACCACCCAAAUAUUAGCAGUAAAACUGGUGCUAUUUGUCUUGACAUUCUCAAAGAUCGUUGGACCGCGGCAAUGAAUUUAGAUACGUGCCUACGCUCCAUUCAGUCGCUACUAACAGAUGCUGUUCCUGAAGAUCCACAGGAUUACGAAGUUGCGGUUGUUUAUUGCAACGACAAUGAGAAGUACCUGAAGACGGCUCGAGAGUGGACCGAGAAAUACGCUACAAAGGAGUACAUUAGCGAAAGUGAAAAGCUGGUAGGCGCUGCUUCGCUUCCGUGGAAGGCUCACUGGUAG
Molecule: messenger RNA, 516 nt
Organism: Blastocystis hominis
Lineage: Eukaryota; Bigyra; Opalinata; Blastocystidae
Exons: 4
Coding region: 1-516 (171 amino acids)
Biological process (GO): protein polyubiquitination
Cellular component (GO): nucleus
Molecular function (GO): ubiquitin conjugating enzyme activity
Source: RefSeq, a predicted model, not a curated record